Molecule: messenger RNA, 1129 nt
Organism: Archocentrus centrarchus (flier cichlid)
Lineage: Eukaryota; Metazoa; Chordata; Actinopteri; Cichliformes; Cichlidae
Gene: elovl7a
Product: ELOVL fatty acid elongase 7a
Exons: 8
Coding region: 170-1054 (294 amino acids)
Biological process (GO): very long-chain fatty acid biosynthetic process; sphingolipid biosynthetic process; fatty acid elongation, monounsaturated fatty acid
Cellular component (GO): endoplasmic reticulum membrane; endoplasmic reticulum
Molecular function (GO): fatty acid elongase activity
Source: RefSeq, a predicted model, not a curated record
CGUCGCGCGCACCAUCAGCCAGGGAGAGAAUAUCCGAGAACACCUGUUGGAGGGCUGCAGGUGAAACGGGAGUUUGGAUACAGCCAGUCUGACGGCGCAAAGGGAUUCUCGUUGAGUUUCAGCUGUAGCGGUGCUGAAAGCUGGUGGAUUACAAGGAUCUUGUCUCAAAAUGGAGUUUGGAAGCAUAAAGUCCACUGUUGGACUCAUUUAUGAUGAGUUCAUGCAAAAUGCAGACACACGGACAGAGAACUGGCUGCUCAUGUCGUCUCCUCUUCCCCAAACGAUCAUCAUCGCCGCAUACAUUUACUUUGUGACAUCGCUGGGGCCUCGACUCAUGGAGAACCGCAAAGCCUUUGACCUCAAAGGAGUUCUUAUCAUCUACAACUUCAGCGUGGUGGCUCUGUCAGUAUACAUGUGCUAUGAGUUUGUGAUGUCAGGAUGGGGAACAGGAUACUCUUUUCGCUGUGACUUGGUGGAUUACUCUGACUCGCCACAGGCUGUGAGGAUGGCGGCAACAUGCUGGCUUUACUACUUCUCAAAGUUCAUUGAGAUGUUGGACACGAUUUUCUUUGUGCUGAGGAAGAAGAACAGCCAGGUGACUUUCCUUCAUGUCUACCAUCACUCCAUCAUGCCGUUCACCUGGUGGUUUGGUGUCCGCUUUGCUGCAGGUGGACUGGGAACAUUCCAUGCCAUGCUUAAUUGUGUGGUUCACGUGAUCAUGUACACCUACUAUGGUCUGACUGCCAUGGGCCCCAAGUACCAGAAGUACCUGUGGUGGAAGAAGUACCUCACAACCAUCCAGCUGAUUCAGUUUGUUAUGGUGACCAGCCACAUCUCCCAGUACUUCUUCUUGAAGGACUGCCCGUACCAGUUCCCAAUCUUUGUCUACAUCAUCGGCCUGUACGGCCUGAUUUUCUUGUUUCUCUUCCUCAACUUCUGGUACCAUGCCUACACCAAGGGCAAGAGGCUGCCAAAAGUCCUUCAGGCUCAGACGUGGGCACACCACACCAACGGAGUCAUGAAUGGAAACUCCAAUCAUUACAAGGAUGAGUGACGCAGGAGCAGGGCUUCUCAGGGGUUUUGGGGUUGAGCUCAUUUACAUAAACUACCGUGGUAGUCUGAGAUUCAA